AUGCAGAAGUACAACUCAGAACUGUUUCUGGAGACAGAAGAAGGUGUUACCACACCCCUUUCGUUGGUCCACGUUGAGGAGGAAUUUAACACAUCUCCGUCUUUAUACCAAGGUGAUGGGGUAGCACAAUCCAAAGAGCAAGAAAACGGUGUGUCUCUUGGGAGGUUGCAGUAUAACUUUGCCCAAGAAACUCAGCUACCAACAAGAAGCAGUGAGUUUUUCCUGACGGGUGAAAAUGUCAGCCUGUUUCCUCAGUGGCCCAGAACCCACCCAUACACAAAGGGACUCAUUAGAUAUUUCAGCACCCCAAUUGCACACCAGGGAGGUUCUUUGCACGUCAAGGCCACCUACGUCUCACACAAUCAAGAUGGCAGCGGGGAUGUCCCUCAGAGUCGCGAGCAGAAUAACCCUCCGGAUGUUGCGGUUGCAGGAGCCAGUUCACAAAAGGAAGGGCAUCCCGGUGAGAGGUCACCUCCGGAGAAGGAAAUCCAUCCCGGGAACAACAUCGAGGCAGGUGGUAACCAGUUACCAACUUCUGAAGUUCACGAAGGAACAUGUGACAGAGGGGCGUCCUGCGGGGGUUCUAAUUCUGCAGAGAUUCAUCUCAGCCCCAUCCCUGUUACCCAUCAACAGGCCUCCCUUGAAGGCAACUGCACCUUCAGAUGCUCCAAGUGUAGCCACCCUUUCCAGUGCAGGUCUGCAGGUCUUGUGGGACAAAAAGCCGAGGCCACAAAGAAGCAGGUGAAACUCACCCCCUCUUCUAAAGAAAAGGCUGGCCAGGUCACGGAGAAGCCCUUCCAUUGCCCCGAGUGUGGGAAGGGCUUCCUUCACCGAUCCAGCAUCCCACGCCACCAGAGACUCCACAGGAAAGAAACUUCGUCCCCCGAUUCUGAGAAGCAGAUGCCCAACCCGUACCCUAAUUGUGAGACCUCCACGUCCACUAUGAAGCCCCCCGUAAUCAAACACAAGGGGGUGCCUGGGAUCGACCAGCCGUUCAAGUGCCUCUCCUGUGAUAAGAGCUACGGGCAGAGAUCACAUCUGAAGAGACACGAGCAGAAGAAGCACCAGGUCGCUGAUUAA
This is a messenger RNA of Thamnophis elegans (Western terrestrial garter snake), 1080 nucleotides long. RefSeq names its product zinc finger and SCAN domain-containing protein 2-like. Bases 1 to 1080 code for a protein of 359 amino acids. NCBI's taxonomy places the organism in Eukaryota, Metazoa, Chordata, Lepidosauria, Squamata, Natricidae. Gene Ontology annotation, molecular function: DNA-binding transcription factor activity; RNA polymerase II cis-regulatory region sequence-specific DNA binding. Gene Ontology annotation, biological process: regulation of transcription by RNA polymerase II. The transcript has 2 exons. The record is from RefSeq and is a predicted model, not a curated record.